Molecule: messenger RNA, 585 nt
Organism: Dissoconium aciculare CBS 342.82
Lineage: Eukaryota; Fungi; Ascomycota; Dothideomycetes; Mycosphaerellales; Dissoconiaceae
Product: DUF1783-domain-containing protein
Exons: 2
Coding region: 1-585 (194 amino acids)
Biological process (GO): mitochondrial respiratory chain complex IV assembly
Cellular component (GO): mitochondrial inner membrane
Source: RefSeq, a predicted model, not a curated record
AUGCUACCUGGACUACGCACUCGCCUCGGCGCCACACGUCAGCCUCCACAGAUCCUCCGUCAUGCCCUGCAGCGCCGAACGAUCAUCGCCGCACCCAAACCGGGUUCAGGCCCGCUGAUGGAACGUCGCUCCGACCGCGCGCUGCCCGAGAUCUCCACGGGCAACUACCGAUGGCUCCGGACGUUGCCCGUAUUCGCGGCCAUCAUGGUCGCGUCGGCGCUGGCGAUCUUCAACUACCAGAAGACGAGCAGCUCUGUGGUCAACAGCACGCUGUAUGCGCUGCGGACUAACCCGGAUGCCAGGAGGAUUCUGGGAGAUGAGAUUUACUUUGCUAGUCAGAUUCCAUGGAUCUCGGGGGAGUUGAAUCAGUUACAUGGAAGGAUUGAUAUCAGCUUUUGGGUGAAGGGCACCAAGGGGAAGGGAUUGAUGAAGUUCAAGAGCGUGCGGAAGACGAGGAUGGGAUUUUUUGAGACGACGGAGUGGAGUUUAGAGCCCGAGGGAGGGAACAAGAUCUCGCUUUUGGAUGCUGAGGGUAAAGACCCCUUCCACCAAGAAACCGCCGACAAGAUUGCCGUCAUCGAAUGA